CACGGGGAGGACAUGCCAACUCCACACAGACACAGGGAGGACAUGCCAACUCCACACAGACACAGGGAGGACAUGCCAACGGAGGACAUGCCAACUUCACACAGACAUGGGGAGGACAUGCCAACUCCACGCAGACACGGGGAGGACAUGCCAACGGAGGACAUGCCAACUUCACACAGACAUGGGGAGGACCUGGGAAGCAAACCCACGUCUCGUGAAACUCGAGUCAGACAUGAAGUGGAGCAGGGUGUGGAUUCCAGUGGAGAGAGGCGAGCUUUGACCCCCUGAAACAUUGCUGCCAUUUUACUUAUUUAUGUUUGAAUUACAUGCUUUAAAGUUACGAAGAGAGAUUUAAGAGAGAAUUAUACUCAUUCAUUUUAAAAGAUAAAAUUUAAACCCAAUAUAUAACCUUUUCAGCUGCUAGGUGUGGUGGCUCUGCUUUUUAAGGUUUAAGUGCCCCAUCUGCACACACCUGUUCUUCUGUAUUUUUUGCCCUUAAAACAGUAAGUUAUUAAAAGCACACAUGCCUGCUGAGUUGCCUCGAAAGCCUGCAUAUUGUAAUCUUUUUAGUUAGCCAAUAAAAGGUGUCAUUUUGCUUGGCUUUUCUCUGUUUAGUGAGAGCAAAGGUUUCUCAACUUCAAUUGUUUAACCGUUUUUUGCGAUUUAACCUUUAUUAGAAAAACACUGCACCGAACAAAGAAAAAUGAGAGCAUCUUUUUAUGACUAGAAAGAACAAAACCAACCCAAAUCUGUCUCUUGAACAUUACGAAUCUUUCUGCAAAAGUCCAUCUUACUCGAGCUGAGCCAUAGCCGCAGAGGCGCGUGCUCGCGCUCCUACCUACUGCGCAUGCUCAGGGGAGGUCCGCUCGAAGAAUGUAGUGAACUGAAGCGAGGCGAGCGCGCGUCUGCGUGCGUCAUGGCGGCUGACUUGCUUCGUACGUGUAGAGCCGCGGCUUAGAUCGAGAAACUAGCACAGCAGAGGUCCGGACCAGAAGCUGUCAGCUUGACCCCGUGCCGUUCCUGCACUGCUACAAUGGCCGAGAGUGAAUACGGGCGCUUCGUGGACUGGGAGAAGAUGGGCGAGCUGGCGCACAGCAGCGGCCCCAGCCACCUGUCCUGCACGGACUUACGGGACCUCAAGCAGUUUGCCAGACAGGGACUCUGGUCGCAGAACCAUGGCACGCGGUCCCAGGUGUACCAACAGCUGAUCAGAGACGUGCCCUGCCGCACGGUGACGCCCGAUGCAGACGUCUAUCGAGAUAUAGCCGACAGAGUUGGGAGGAGACGCAGCGCCUGCUCUUUGCCCCUGCCGGACUUUGUGGACGGCGGCCAAGUGCCCUCGUAUUGCCUGAACAGUGACGGGACGGGCGCGGUGCGCAAGAUCGCCACCUGCAUCGCCAAUCAGUUCCCCGACAUCUCCUAUUGCCCUGUGCUGCCCAGCAUCAUCGCUUUGCUUCUGCAUUUUAGCAAGGAUGAAGCCGAGUGUUUCGAGAUGGUCUGUCGCCUGCUGGCCUGCAAUGACCCCGGCCGCAGGCUGCUGGACCAGACUUUCCUGGCAUACGAGUCUUCCAACAUGACCUUCGGAGACCUUGUCAGCAAAUACUGUCCCCGUGUUCACAAGCUCGUGGUGGCCUCGUCCCAGGACGUCCUGGAUGUGUACUCCGACUGGCUGCGCUGGAUUUUCGGGGACUUGCCUCUGCCCUACGCGGCCAGAGUUCUGGACGUGUUCUUUGUGGAGGGCUACAAGGUGCUCUAUAGAGUGGCCCUGGCCAUCCUGAAAUUCUUCCGUAAGGUCCGAGCCCAUCAGCUUGAAACUUCUGGAGACCUGAAGCAGGACAUCCAUACUUUUGUGCAGGGAAUCGGCAACUUUGUGACGUCCCAGAAACUGCUGGAGAAAGCUUUCGCUAUUCGGCUCUUCAGCCGUAAAGAAAUCCGGCUCUUGCAGAUGGCGAACGAGAAAUCUUUGCAGCAGAAAGGCAUCACAGUGAAGCAGAAGAGACAGAAUGUCCACCUGGCCGUAGAUGCAGACAACUUUCAUUCGGACAUCGUAAGCUCAAAGGAGAUGCGGAAUAUCUGGUCUUGGGUUCCAGAACGGUUUGCAUUGUGCCAGCCUCAGCUGCUCUUCACCACGUCUGAGCAUGGCUGCAGUCUCACCAGAUUUUAUGCGCAGUGCCAAGGCAAUGAGCCCACCUUGCUUCUGAUUAAGACUACUGAGGGCGAGGUGUGCGGUGCUUACUUAUCCACUGACUGGGCCGAGCGCACCGCUGGAAACAAGCUGAGCUUUUUUGGCACCGGGGAGUGCUUUGUGUUCAGGCUCAAACCAGAGAUGGAGCGGUACGAGUGGGUGGUGAUUAAGCACCCUGAGCUGGCGUCGGCGCCCGCUGCCCCUGAUUCGUCACAGACUGCCAGCACGUUGACCACAAACAGUACCAGCGAGAGCCAAGACGAUCCUUCCAGCCGACUUUCUCCGUUUUUAGCUACGCGUCACUUCAACUUGUCUUCAAAGACGGCCUCCAUGUUCAUGGCUGGGAGUUUGGACUUCAUUCUCGUUGGUGGAGGAGAUGGCAAUGCCCUGUAUAUCGACGCUGACCUCAACUACGGACGCACGGCACGUUGCACGACAUUUGACAGUCCGCCCCUGUGUUCUGAGACCUUCCAGAUAGCCGUGCUGGAGGCCUGGGGCUUCCAAGAUGCGAUAAACUCCUAAAGCGCGACGUGAGGGUUGGUGAAAAACAACAUGAACAGCCGAGAGAAGGGGAGGCAGCAGCUGGAGGGCGAAGACGUGGCGGGCGGGCGGGCGGCCGGCCAUUAGCUCUGUCACCAUCGCUGAAGGAGUCCCGUUAAGCACGUUGGAACGGAGCGGAGCUCUUCUGUGCAAUCCGUCCCUCUUCGCUGCUUGCUGGUGUUGACGCACGUUUUGUGUGAUUUUAGGGAUUCUGUGCGUCCUUCCAAAAUCAAGAAUGUAGCGCGUCGAUGUUCAGCUGCUGCUACGCCGUUUGAAUGUCACAGCUUUGAUUAGGAACUUCCUCUCCCGGCCAGUCCUGCCACCAAACCCCGCGUUGCUUGUAGGGCAGGAUGGAGCUUGCCGCGAUCUUAUCGUACGAAGGAAAUGGUUUUGUUGAGCUUCUGGCCUGAUGUGUCUGUUAAUGUGAACAAAAUGGCUGCCGAAUGGCCGGGCAAGGCCUUCCUUCUCCUCUCCUCUCUGCCCUUUGACGUUACUGUGAGCACAAAGACAAAUCGUCAUUUUGAUUAGAGAAGACGGAAUAUAAAGUAAAGACGGAUCAAGUCCUUGUGCUCUGCCGGUUUGGAGCUCGUGUCCAUUCAAAUGCCACUCGGGUGACUUUCUAGUGCCACCCCACGUGAGGAGCGCGACAGAAUUUGUGGUCGCCAUGUGUGUGUUUCUCCCUAAUGAUCCGCGUGCUCCGCUUUUCCUUUGUUGCUCUCUUUCUGUUGCCACUGCUGCUAGUGAUUGGUGACCUACCAGGGGAGCAGCGGCGUCACGUCGUGUCACCCUGUCACUGGCGGGGGCUGUAGGAGUGUGUGACGUUUUUGUGCUAAUCCUCUUCACGAUGCCAGCGUGCCUCCUUUUGUCUCGUGCUCCAGUUAUUCUGACUUCUUUAUGGGAAUUUGAAGGAAUGGCUGCCGUGACGGAGGCCCUUUUGACCCUAAUUAUUCCUGCAGCCCAUCGAGGUGGCACAAAAGUGAGGUGCCAGCAGGACAAACGCCGCCUUUCACAUAAUUAAAGCAAACGAACUUCCAUUACUUCAAAGAUUCAUCGUCAUACGACUCGGUCAAGCACACGUCAUGCCACGUGUGUCGCACCCUUCCUGUCCCUAAACGCCCGUCUCUGAGGGUCACUGGACACCACACUCGUUACCACGGGUUUUCCUGCCAAUUGUUUGAUACAUUUUGUCUUUGGUUGGCACUGCGUGUUCUUUAGCCAGACGGGUGUCCCCAGUCCGUCCGUCUAAGACUGAGACUUUUAGUGGGCCGCUGUGUUUGGCAACGCCAAGGCAGGUGCCAGCUGCUGUUUCAAAGCGCACUUUUAACUUUAUCUAAUUCCAUGUCUUCUAUUUUAAUUGUCAAGGCCGUUUACAUUUGCUGAAUUUAAUGAAUUGAACUCUUCAUCUCUGCGGCCUCCUCCUCCUCCGGCCUGCUUUGAUUUGUCGGAGUCGGGACUCGUGACCAGCAGCCAAACGACACCGACUUGCAGGGUGAGCUGGUAACCUCUUGCCAGUCAGAUGUUAAGCACAGGACUUGUAAGUCUUCAGGAGCGGCUCAGUUGGCAUUAUGGCAAAGGAAAGGCCCACCAUGCGGGUGAAAAGCCCGUGCUGCCCCCUCGCCCUCGCCAGCGUUUCCUUGUGUCAGUGGCUGUCGUCUUUGUGAAAUGAAGUGUUGAAUUGGUGCAAUAUUUGUAAAUCAUAAAGGAAAUGAAAAAUCGAGGAAAAUAUCAAUCAGUGUUAUGCAAAUAAACCAAGUGCUGCCA
Messenger RNA from Polypterus senegalus (gray bichir), 4486 nucleotides. It is a transcript of the gene tbc1d24, whose product is annotated as TBC1 domain family, member 24. Lineage: Eukaryota; Metazoa; Chordata; Cladistia; Polypteriformes; Polypteridae. The record is from RefSeq and is a predicted model, not a curated record. The transcript is spliced from 7 exons. Bases 1034 to 2707 code for a protein of 557 amino acids.